Messenger RNA from Dothidotthia symphoricarpi CBS 119687, 1080 nucleotides. RefSeq lists its product as uncharacterized. The record is from RefSeq and is a predicted model, not a curated record. The transcript has 2 exons. Bases 140 to 1033 code for a protein of 297 amino acids. NCBI's taxonomy places the organism in Eukaryota, Fungi, Ascomycota, Dothideomycetes, Pleosporales, Dothidotthiaceae.
CACCAACGGUGUAAACAACUAGUCUGUGACUAGUUUGGCAAGUUGCUUUUAGUAAUAUCUCAAGGUUCCGCUCGUUCGCAUCAGGAGGAUCGUCUGUACAUAGACUCAGCAUCACCCUCAAGGUUUGAAUCAGCCCACGAUGCCUGGAUGGGAGGAAGCCACCGCUGUACAGCAACUUUCCAGAAACACAUAUUCGUGCGUAUUACACGACGAGUGGUGUAUCGGUAGCGUUCCUAACGGCGGUUACGUUACCGGGUGUGUACUUGAGGUCGUGAAGACGCAUUUCAGCACCUCCUUAGCAAAGCAGAACCAGCCCCACACGAUAGCCCUGCAUAUCGAGUUUUUGCGACGGACUCAGACUGGCCCUGCGACGUUCAAAGUAGAUGAUGUUAAGCUCGGCCGACAAACCUCGAUUGUGCAUGUGAGCAUGGAGCAGGAUGGUCGCCAAGAGGUUAUUGCCUAUGCGACCAAUUCGAACAUCGACGCCGAGGAGGGCUUCUGUUUUGAUACACAGUAUAGGCUAACACCACCGCCUCCUUCAAUCGACCUGGCCAAGUUGGAACAGGAUGCAGACCCAAAUUGGAAGAGACAAGCGGAGAUGCCCUUUGCGAAGUUCAGGAAGGCAACCCAGAGGAUCAACUUCCACUUCCCUCGGAACGGACAAGCACACCUGAGCCUUGCUGAUGAAUGGAUCUGCUGGUCCGAUGGAACAAAUUUUACGAACACAUCAGUCGGUUUCGUAGCAGACAUGUUUCCUCAGAUUAUCGAGUCGUUUCGUGAUCAGAGUCAGGGUCCGUUCUGGUAUCCGACACUACUUUUAAACCUGGACGUCAAGAAGUCGCUUCCGCCUGAGGGAGUGAAGUGGUUGCAAAUCAGGGUCGAGAUGAAGAGGAUCAUAAACGGGAGGAUGGACCUGGAGGUGUUUGUGCACGACGCUGAAGGAGAUCUGGUGGCCCUGAGCCACCACGUUGGAUUCGUAGUGAACGCAUCGAGAAACACAGCUGUGAGGAGGAAGCCAGAUGCCAAGAUAUAGAGAUUAGAAUAAACUACAUUGAUUUACGGUAUUGAUGACGAGUUCGC